Molecule: messenger RNA, 600 nt
Organism: Mangifera indica (mango)
Lineage: Eukaryota; Viridiplantae; Streptophyta; Magnoliopsida; Sapindales; Anacardiaceae
Product: homeobox protein knotted-1-like LET12
Biological process (GO): regulation of DNA-templated transcription
Cellular component (GO): nucleus
Molecular function (GO): DNA binding
Source: RefSeq, a predicted model, not a curated record
AUGGAGCAAUUUCUUACACAUUGUGUUCUGUUGUUUUAUCCUUUCAAAGACCAGUUGCAACAACAUGUCCGUGUUCAUGCAAUGGAAGCAGUAAUGGCUUGUUGGGAGCUUGAGCAACCUUUGCAAAGCUUAACAGGUGUAUCCCGUAGUGAAGGCACAAGUGCAACCAUGUCAGAUGAUGAUGAAGACCAGGCAGAGAGUGACUUAAACUUGUAUGAUGGAAGUUUGGAUGGGACUGAUAGUCUGGGAUUUGGUCCUCUUGUCCCAACUGAAACUGAGAGAUCAUUAAUGGAGCGUGUUUGGCUAGAACUGAAGCAUGAGUUGAAACGGGGUUAUAAGGAGAAGAUUGUAGACAUUAGAGAAGAAAUUCUGCGGAAGAGAAGAGCUGGGAAAUUGCCAGGUGACACAACCUCAUUGAAAGCUUGGUGACAGUCACAUGCUAAGUGGCCAUACCCAACUGAGGAAGAUAAGGCGAAAUUGGUGCAAGAAACAGGAUUACAAUUAAAGCAGAUAAAUAACUGGUUUAUAAACCAAAGAAAAAUGAAUUGGCAUAGUAAUCCUUCAUCUUCUACUUGUUCCAAGAGCAAACGCAAGAGCUAG